Penicillium maclennaniae is the source of this 3027-nucleotide messenger RNA. Its product is annotated as DUF1708 domain-containing protein. Lineage: Eukaryota; Fungi; Ascomycota; Eurotiomycetes; Eurotiales; Aspergillaceae. The record is from RefSeq and is a predicted model, not a curated record. The coding region runs from base 1 to 3027 and encodes 1008 amino acids. The transcript is spliced from 7 exons.
AUGCCUUUCUUCAGUCGAGUCUUUCGGAGCAAGGACUCCAAUGCCGUCAAGAAGCAGUCGAAACCUACCGCUGCCGACCCCGUCCCCACAAAGCCCAGAUGGAAGGAUGCCUGGCAGCGCACCGAGGUUGGCCCCGAGGAGGUGCAAGACCUCAUCAGAGGCUCUCUCGAUACCCCGUUCCUCCUCCUGCCAUUCCGCCCGAGCUCAGAUCCCAGCGCCGCCCGUACCUUUGUCCGGAAUUAUUUCAACCAGUGCUUCGAUAAGGGUGCCCCUGUCAGCGGAGAUGAGUUUAUGCAGGAGCUGCGGCUCACUGAGCCGAUGGUUCUCUGUGGUGUCUUGAAAUGGUGUUGGAGCAGGUUGUCUGGAGGUGUUGUGACAUGGGAGGCGUACGAACUGUUCAAGGUUGGCGAACAAGAUUCGGAUCUGGCCCGCGACGCCUUCUCAACCUUCAUCCCAAUUAGCGUCGACUCGGACGCCCGUACCAAGAUUAUCUUCGAUUUCUUCGAUCUCUUAGCCGCCAUUGCAGCGCACGGCAAGUCUAAUGGUCUGGGAGGUCGCAAGCUUUCACGGUACGCCGGGUGGUGGGCCUUUGAACAUGUUGACACCGGCAAAGGCUUCGAAGCUGCCUAUAAGAACUGGGCUGCUGCCGCCGAUGCUACGAGCCAUUUGUUCUUCGCCUAUCUGCGUUCUAUCUCGCCUGAUAUGCCCCGUGGCAUCAGUGGUAUCUCGUCUCUGCCCAUUUCCUUGCAAGGCCUUGUGCAGGCCACCGAAUAUCCCCCGGAAACGCCAACUCUGCUUCAGGUUACGACCACCAAAGUAGUCAUGAUUGUUGAAACGGUUUCGCCUACUCCCUUCUCCCUGCUGCGCAGGGCGAAGAACUUUGAGUAUCGCGAUGAACACUGGCACCUACAAGAAUUCUCCAACUAUGAAGAUCCCGUUCGCGCACUGACUGAUGAAUGUCUACGGGUGUUGAAGUGCAUUGCCUCCACGAACGAGUCCACCGUGUCGACCUCGAAGCAUUCCACCAGCUUGCGAGAUGCCUCGUGGUCCCGUUUUGAGGAUAUCGGAUUCGGUGGUUCAAUUGAGUCAGACGAGGAUGAGGAGAAUAGGACACCCGCCAAGAGUGAGAUCUCAGCCAGAAUCAAGACUGCUCCUCAAUCACAGACUGGGGACCUGGGUCGUCCCACGACUCCAUCCUGGGCGGAUUUCAUGUCUUCAGGCUUCUCAGAUGAAGGUAACAGCUCGGUUGGGCCCUUGCUGUUGCCCCCGGACAAGGUUCUCCCGCCUAUUGCUGCCGCUCGCGGCCAGAGCUCGCAGUCGCAUAAGCGUUCACUGCAAACUGAGCCGUCAUUGGAACCUGCCGAGCUGGCCAGUAUCAGUACCCUGGACAUGGACGACUCGUUCUGGUGGGUAUGGAUUACUAGUUUGUCUGGCGAUGAGCCUCUUGCCCGCAAGGCCGUCUUCGGUCGUGUCGCACUUCUUGAAACAAUCAUUCGGCAAACAAAAUGGCUGGUCCUUGAGGAGCAAAUCAAGGGUGCCGCGCCGGAGCCUGAGGCUGGUGCCCAAAUUGUUGAGAAGAAGAGUUUCUUCAGCUUUGGAAGUCGCAAGGGAACAAAGCUGAGCCGCAGCAAGUCUUCGGCCAGGAGGGUGUCGCCUAUUGAAGAGUCUUACAAGCGAUCCAACAACCAAGCGCCACAGAGCAAGACCAGCAUUGGCCCUGAUCAGCACAAACGGAUCCAGGCCGCCGCUGCUGCUCUUCAGAAGAAGCAUCGCGAGCAAGAAGAAGAGGCCAAGGAGGCGGGGACGAAUGGCCGUAGCGACGCUUAUUCUACUAAGACUAACUCGGUCAUGACCCUCCAGCCGGGCAUUGUGAACGAAGCGUCUUCGGCUAUGAAAUGGGCGAGCAAUUACGACAAGAAUACCUACCGGACUGCCUACCUGAGCGACAGCCGGGCGGGCAUCGGUGCUGCCAAUGAUGACAAGAAGCCGGCUGAGCCUGCCACGGAACCUGCAGGUGAGAAGUCUCCCUUGUCUGUCCCCCUUCCAACCACCAGUUCCAAGAGCGGACCUCCUCCGCCCCCUCCCAAGGACACUGCCAUGGCAACCCCGCUUCCACCUUCGCCUGAGCCGGUGAAGAAGAAGCUAGUGAAGGAGACGUCUCCGGAGACCAACAGAAAGGACUCCAAAACUGUGGUGAUCGAGCAGACACCCGAAGUGAUUCCUCAAUCGCCCGAUGAUUCAAAGAAACUGAAGAAGAAGACCGGCAACACUGGAUUCAAGAACAUGUUUGGAACGAAUAAGAAGAAGAACGAGCAGCCCCCGAUGAAGAGCACUGGUGCUAAGGAGAUCUCCUCUGUGGCCGCUGCGCGCGCCGCCCUGGAGGCUAAAGCCAAGGAAUCCCAGGAGUCGCCUUCGCUCAAGGCCUCCCCGGUAGUGAAGAAGAAGCCUGUCCCGGUAACGCCUGCUGCCGCAACCUCUGCACCUGCUCCGGUUCCAAUCCUGAUGGAAGAGUCUGCUCCAGUGGCCAGCUCUCCAGAAAGCCGUGGUCCUCCUCAGACCCGGCGUGGUGUUGAGUACGAUGCUCUGUCUCGUGUCGACACCAACGAGCGCAACGCAGCCGACCAGGAGUUCUCCAAGUUUGACCAGGGACCCUUGGUUGACCAGCCCGCAUUCGUCCCUGAAGAUUCUCCCAAGCCCCCUGCUGCCCCUGCUGUCCCUGCUGCUCCUGCUGUUACCACUGGUGAGGUGGAAUCACCCAAGAUCCCGGCCAACGGGCACGAGCAAAAGUCCGCGCUUCUCAGCCAAGAGAAUGCCCUUGCCGAGGAGAACGACCGGUGGGCCCAGAUCCGUAAGAACGCCGCCGAGCGUGCUGCUGCUGCUGCUGCAAGUGAGGAGCCCGAGACUUGCACCAGCCAGUCCGAGCGGACCGAUGAGGGAGACACCAGCGGCGAAGAGACCAUCGAGUCGCGUGUCGCCCGCAUCAAGGCCCGAGUCGCCGAGCUAACUGGUAACAUGGAGGGCCAUUAA